Molecule: messenger RNA, 2425 nt
Organism: Xenia sp. Carnegie-2017
Lineage: Eukaryota; Metazoa; Cnidaria; Anthozoa; Malacalcyonacea; Xeniidae
Product: D-glutamate cyclase, mitochondrial-like
Biological process (GO): glutamate metabolic process
Molecular function (GO): D-glutamate cyclase activity
Source: RefSeq, a predicted model, not a curated record
CCUUUCAACAAAAACAAUUGUGGAAAUUUAUUCAAGAUACACACGAAUCUUUGAACGAAUGUUAGGAGAACUAGAAUUAUUAGUAUCAAGGGACUAAAUAUUUAAAACAGAAUGAUGUAAAGGCACAGAAAAUCAGGAAUUUAAAGCUUCGGCUGGAGAAGAAAUAAUACAAUUUCUUCUUGUACGCGGCCGUGAGAGGAAGUCCUUUCUAUUUAAACUAAAGAUGGAACACAUCGCGGAUGAUCCUUCGAUCAUGCGAAAUCAAAUAAGUCGUGAUAAUUUACCGUAUCCUACACACGGCUGGUGCAAAGGGUAUUUGCAAGCGAACAUAUCAAUCGUUCCCUCUUCUGUGGCUGAUGACUUCGAAAGAUUCUGUGAAUUGAAUCCUAGCGCUUGUCCACUUCUGUAUCGCAGUUAUGAGGGAGAAAUAUCAGCACCACCAUUGGCAGAUCAUUCGGAUAUCAGAACGCAAGUUGGAAAAUAUUGGUAUAUAAAGAAUGGAGAAUUACAAAAGGAAGUCAGCAAUCUGUAUCCAUUUGCAUUGUCUGAGAUGGUCACAUUUUACCUUGGUUGUAGCUUUGGUAUGGAAGAUGCUCUAGAAGCUGCUGGAGUUAAACUACCAAAGAAUGUUGUAAACGUUUCAAUGUUUGUUACAAACAUAGCAUGUCAUCAAUCUGGACCUUUUUUUGCCAACAUGGUUGUCUCCAUGAGAUCAGUUCCUAUUGAUUUGUUGGAGGAAGUAUACAGAGCUACAUACACUUUGGAUUGUUGCCAUGGUGCUCCGGUGCACAUUGGGGAUCCUACCUUGAUUGGUAUUAGUGACAUAUAUGAUGUGGAUUUUGGAGUGCCGACAGUUAUUAAAGAGGAUGAAAUACCAGUGUUUUUUGCUUGUGGUGUUACUGGCAACAAAGCAUUACAGUCAGCUCGGCUUCCAGUAUGUUUAACGCAUUCACCAGGUCAUAUGUUUAUUUGCGAUAAGAAGACAGAAGAGUUUCAACAAUCACAGCCAUCGCCCUAUGAACAUCUUGUUCCUCGUGUCGUACAAAUCAAUUUUACUCCUGCAAGAUUUUCAGUGGCUUCAAAAGAAACACUGCGCAAAAUCAAAAAGUUGGAGAAUUUGCUUCUUAUUGAUAUUGGUGAUCGCGGUGUCCAUUUUUUAGCCAUCCGAAAAAGUCUUUUAAAGAGUUUACUGCAGUUGUACCAAUCAUCUUCUGUUGGCAUUACGUUUGGAUUCCCAGUUUUUGGUGACGAGAUGCCUGACGAUCUUAAUGAAAAACUGGAGCAUUCAGUUGAAGAGACAGAUGGAAUUCCUGGGGCAAUUGAUAUUGCGAAAGCCCUUUUAGCUUUGAAUAAGAAUGUUAGCUUUAUUAUAGAUAAAAGAAAUGAAAGUUUGAUGCGGACUGUUAUUGACAGUUGUUUGUUUACACAUUGUUUACCCAAAAGUGUCCCCAUAUUGGUGUAUGAGCGAACUGCUGACAGGAAAUCUACUGCUGUAAAAUUUCUCUACCCUAAUGGACGAAGUGAGAAACCGCGUUUUGAUCAUCUCGUAGCCAUAGAGCGCACUGCACCUAAUAAACACGGUAAUUACUGCAGUAUGAAAGCCGAAGUUUUGAGGGAAGAUUUGAUUGCACCCAUUGAAGAUAUUUUCUUAGAAGCUGAUAAAGAUGACAGAAUUUCGACCACUUGUAUUGGUGAUGGUGGUAAUGAAAUAGGCAUGGGCAAAGUUUACGAAUCUGUUUGUUCAAACAUCAGACAUGAUGAAAAAAUUGCGUCCGUUAUAUCAUGUGACUAUCUCAUUGCCUGCGGUGUCUCCAACUGGGGUGGUCAUGCGCUUGCUGUUGGGCUGUACCUCCUGUCCAACUGUCCAAUUCAUGAUAGAUAUGUGCGUAGAGGAUUGGUACGAGUGACACCACAGAAAACGAGAGAAGAUUUUUUAAACAGCAUAAAACAGAAGGAAAAGGUGUUGGAAGUCCUAGUGGAUGAAGGUGUUCGUGAUGGAGUUACAGGAAUCUCUGAGCUUUCUGUCGAUGGCUUCCAUUUGUAUCCAUACCACGAGCAACAUUUUGAAUAUAUGACUAAUCUAAUAGACGAUUGAUCGCCUCUCUGAAAAGAAUUGCUUUCAGUAUGAUGUGAUGUACUGGGGGGUUCCGACUGCUUUGCUCAGUGUUUUCAAAAUAGUGUGAUGAGCCGAUGGGCUUCUUUUCAAGGCAAGUGUAUGAAUAAGAUAACUAUAGUUUGGUCUGGUUAGGAAAAUUUUGAUAUAUUAAAGUAAAAUUUCAUAUUAGUGUGAACUAGAAAAUACCUAGAAUGAACUAGAAAAUAACUUUUGGUUUGUCGAAAAACAUUCUUUAAUUUAAUUUUGCAAUAAUGAAGUACAAAUUAAUCUCUUUUCAUAUAAUAAUACCUUUAUCUAAACAUUAUUGAA